Messenger RNA from Octodon degus (degu), 4199 nucleotides. RefSeq names its product ATPase 13A4 (gene Atp13a4). NCBI's taxonomy places the organism in Eukaryota, Metazoa, Chordata, Mammalia, Rodentia, Octodontidae. The transcript has 30 exons. Gene Ontology annotation, cellular component: late endosome membrane. Gene Ontology annotation, biological process: polyamine transmembrane transport; intracellular calcium ion homeostasis. Gene Ontology annotation, molecular function: ATP hydrolysis activity; P-type ion transporter activity; polyamine transmembrane transporter activity. Bases 117 to 3710 code for a protein of 1197 amino acids. The record is from RefSeq and is a predicted model, not a curated record.
GGAGGAUCACUAACCCCUUUAGCCAGUUGGGGCACAGCUGCCACGGUGGCUCUGCCAGUUCAUCCUACAAGUGUCUGCUCAGGAGGGCAAGGCAGGAAGAGUGGCAUCACUUUUUCAUGGGGGACACCUGUGGGAAGCAGCAGAAGGCGGUGCUCAAUGAAGGACAAGAAAAUGAGAUGGAAAUAUUUGGCUAUCGGACUCAAGACUGCCGGAAGGCCCUCUGUCUUGCUGGAUCCAUCUUCUCCCUUGGACUCCUCCCCUUGGUGUUUUACUGGAGGCCAGCAUGGUGCGUUUGGGCACACUGUGUCCCAUGCUCCUUGCAAGAAGCAGACAUUGUCUUAUUGAGGACAACGGAUGAAUUUCAGACUUACUCUUGGAAAAAGGUGACAUGGAUCUACCUGUCAACAUUAGGCAAUGCAUUUGGUCUGACUCCGGGACACCCCCUCAUUACAGAUGAGGACUAUGUGAUAAAUAGAGCCAUCCAAAAGCCAGGCCUCAAGGUGAGAUGCAUAAAAGUACAGAAAAUAAGAUAUGUUUGGAAUAAUUUAGAAGGACAGUUUCAAAAGAUUGGCUCUCUGGAAGACUGGCUCAGUUCUGCCAAAAUACAUCUAAAAUUUGGAUCAGGCCUAACAAGAGAAGAACAAGAGAUUAGGAGGCUAAUAUGUGGGCCUAAUACUAUUGAUGUUGAAAUCAUUCCAAUUUGGAAGCUGCUCAGCAAGGAGGUGCUGAACCCCUUUUAUAUAUUUCAACUCUUCAGUGUCUGUUUGUGGUUUAGCGAAGACUACAAGGAAUAUGCCCUCGCCAUCAUACUCAUGUCUGUCAUUUCCAUAUCUCUGACGGUGUAUGACCUCAGGCAGCAAUCUGUAAAACUCCACCGUCUAGUUGAAGCACAUAAUAGCAUUACUGUCUCCGUGUGUGGGAGAAAAUCUGGAGUGCAAGAACUGGAGUCGCGCUUCUUGGUACCUGGAGAUUUGCUAAUUUUGACAGGGAACAAAAUGCAAAUGCCGUGUGAUGCCAUUCUGCUUGACGGCAGCUGCGUGGUAGAUGAAGGCUUGCUUACAGGAGAAAGUAUCCCCGUCACGAAAACUCCAUUACCCAAGACAGAUAGCCCUUUGCCCUGGAAAGCACAGAGUGAGGCGGAUUACAGGCGGCACAUCCUCUUCUGCGGGACAGAGGUGAUCCAGGCCAAGCCAGCUUGCUCCCGGGUGGUGAGAGCAGUGGUGCUGCAGACGGGAUUCAACACUGCAAAGGGGGACCUUGUACGAUCCAUUCUUUACCCCAAACCAAUGAGUUUUAAGCUCUACAGAGAUGCCAUAAGAUUCCUCUUGUGCCUCGUGGGCACGGCCACCAUCGGCAUGGUCUACACUCUGUGUGUCUACGUGCUCAGCGGGGAAUCUCCAGAGGACGUGGUGAAGAAAGCCCUCGACGUGAUCACUAUUGCAGUUCCUCCUGCCCUCCCGGCUGCCCUGACGACCGGCAUCAUCUAUGCCCAGAGGAGGCUGAAGAAGAGAGGCAUCUUCUGCAUCAGCCCCCAGAGGAUCAAUGUGUGCGGACAGCUAAACCUUGUCUGCUUUGACAAGACGGGCACCCUGACUUGUGAAGGCCUGGAUCUCUGGGGAGCUGUGCCUUGCGACAGGAACGGCUUCCAGGAAGUCCACAGCUUUGCUUCUGGCAAGGCUUUGCCGUGGGGCCCCCUUUGUGCAGCCAUGGCCAGCUGCCACUCUCUGAUCCUGCUCAAUGGGACCAUUCAGGGGGAUCCUCUGGACCUCAAGAUGUUUGAAGCCACCACCUGGGAAAUGGUGGCGUCUGAGGACGAUUUCCACAUCAGGGGAGUGCCAGCACAUGCCAUGGUGGUUAAGCCCUGCAAGACCACCAACCAGGUCCCCGUGGAAGGCAUUGCAAUCUUGCAUCAGUUCCCCUUCUCAUCAGCUCUGCAAAGGAUGACAGUCAUUAUCCAAGAGAUGGGCGGUGACCGACUGGCGUUCAUGAAAGGCGCGCCAGAGAGGGUGGCCAGCUUUUGCCAACCUGAGACAGUACCAGCUAGUUUUAUUAGUGAACUCCAGAUGUACACCACACAAGGGUUCCGGGUGAUAGCACUGGCCUACAAGAAGCUGGAAGCUGACCACCACACUGCUGCCCUAACGAGAGAGAAGGUAGAAUCCGACUUGGUAUUUCUGGGAUUGUUGGUCUUGGAGAAUCGACUGAAGGAAGAGACAAAACCUGUCUUGGAAGAACUCAUCUCAGCACGGAUAAGGACUGUGAUGAUCACAGGUGACAAUCUUCAGACCGCAAUAACAGUGGCCAGAAAGUCUGGGAUGGUUUCUGAAAGCCAGAAAGUCAUUCUCAUUGAGGCAGAGGAAACCACAGGAUCGUCAGCAGCAUCUAUAGCUUGGAAAUUAGUAGAAGAGAAGAAACACACUGCAUGUGGGAAACAGGACAAUUACAUUAACAUCAGGGAAGAAGGCUACAAUAAUGGCAAAGAAGGAAGCUACCAUUUUGCUCUAGAUGGGAAAUCCUUUCAAGUUAUAAAUCGGUAUUUCAGCAGCCUCCUGCCAAAGAUCCUGAUCAACGGGACAAUCUUUGCGAGAAUGUCUCCAGGGCAGAAAUCCAGUCUGGUGGAAGAAUUUCAGAAACUGGAUUACUUUGUAGGUAUGUGUGGUGAUGGAGCCAAUGACUGUGGGGCUUUGAAAAUGGCCCACGUGGGCAUCUCAUUAUCAGAGCAGGAGGCAUCUGUGGCCUCACCAUUCACUUCCAAGACGCCAAACAUUGAGUGUGUACCUCACCUUAUCAAGGAAGGACGUGCGGCUCUCGUCACCUCAUUUUGCAUGUUUAAGUACAUGGCUCUGUACAGCAUGAUUCAGUAUGUUGGCGUUCUGCUGCUCUACUGGGAGACAAACAGCCUUUCAAAUUACCAGUUUCUGUUUCAGGAUCUGGCCAUUACAACCCUCAUCGGUGUAACAAUGAAUCUGAAUGGUGCCUACCCUAAGCUGGUGCCUUUCAGAUCUGCAGGACGGCUGAUCUCACCACCUCUGCUGCUCUCUGUCAUCCUCAACAUCCUUCUCAGCCUGGCCAUGCACAUCGUGGGCUUUGUCUUGGUGCAGAAGCAGCCCUGGUAUGCCCUGGAGUUGCACAGUGCCUGUUCAAUGCAAAAUCAAAGCAUCUCUAAGUUAACCAUGUCUCCAACUGAUCCAGAGAAAACUGGAGCUAAUGGCUCCUAUACAAGCUUUGAGAACACUACUAUAUGGUUCUUGGGAACAAUCAAUUGCAUUAUUGUGGCUCUUGUAUUCUCUAAAGGAAAACCAUUCAGGCAACCCACCUAUACAAACUAUAUAUUUGUCCUUGUGGUGGUCGUGCAGCUGGGCGUGUGUUUAUUCAUUCUGUUUGCUGAUAUUCCGGACUUGUAUGGGCGCCUGGAUCUGCUGUGCACUCCUGUCCUGUGGAGGGUCUACAUCGUCAUCAUGCUGAGCUCCAACUUCCUUGUGUCCCUGCUUGUGGAGAAAGCCAUUAUUGAAAACCGAGCUCUGUGGAUGGCCAUCAAAAGAUGUUUUGGUUAUCGAUCAAAAAGCCAGUAUCGGGUAUGGCAGCGGAACUUGGCAAACGACUCCAGCUGGCCCCCGCUCAACCAAGUGUCCUACUCCGAUAUGCCGGGGUGUGGCCGGGCGGUUUCCUACAGCAACCCUGUGUUUGAGAGCAACGGAGAGCAGCUCUGAAGGAACUGUGAGGCCCAAGUUGAUGUGGUGGAGGAACAGGAAAAGGGGCCUGGGUCAAGUGAUGCUAACGCCACGAGGCUCUGACCAUACAGGCUGGAGUUGCGGGGAAACCUGUCAAACCACGGCGACAAAAUUAAAGACUGACAAAAUAUUUCCUGCAGAGAAAAACGCUGCCCCCAAAGAGUGCUUUUCUCUUGGCUUCUGAGAAUUAGAGGAAGCUAGUGAACCAGGAGCGGGCCAAGGAUUGAAGUGGCCCAAGAGAUUGGGAUGCCAAGGGGAAAAAAUGUGUACUCUGUCUCUUUUUGUUGUUUUGUUUUUUCAGUGCUAGGCCCUUGAAUACACUACAUAAGCAUGCUGUAACACUGAACCACAGCUUUGGCUGUGUAAUCUCUUUUUUCUUGGAUAAUAUUCCCUGUAUGAGUGGAGGGGGGAAUCAUACUAUGUAUAUGCCUAGAAUUGUAACAUGUUAAAGAUCAAUUUUAAAAUUUU